Molecule: messenger RNA, 1127 nt
Organism: Xenopus tropicalis (tropical clawed frog)
Lineage: Eukaryota; Metazoa; Chordata; Amphibia; Anura; Pipidae
Gene: sdhd
Product: succinate dehydrogenase complex subunit D, integral membrane protein
Biological process (GO): tricarboxylic acid cycle
Cellular component (GO): membrane; mitochondrion; mitochondrial envelope
Source: RefSeq, marked provisional
CAUUGGGGCAGAAUGGCAACUCUAUUGCGAGUGAGUUCCCUGUGCAGGGCUAAUAGAGCAUCUGCCUUUAAGUCUCUCCUCAUUAGACCGGUACCAUGUUUGACUCAAGAUCAUCAUAUGGUUCAGACAUCUCAAAUACAUACUUCCCCAAAUCAUCAUGCGGGAUCAAAAGCUGCUUCUAUGCACUGGACCAGUGAGAGAGCAUUAAGUGUUGCGUUGUUGGGACUUUUGCCAGCAGCUUACUUAUACCCUGGGGCUGCCAUGGACUAUUCAUUGGCUGCAGCAUUGACUCUCCAUGGACACUGGGGACUUGGACAGGUGGUAACAGAUUAUGUUCACGGGGAUGCAAAAAUUAAGAUGGCCAACACCAGCCUUUUUGCCUUGUCUGCGUUGACAUUUGCAGGCCUUUGUUACUUCAACUACCAUGAUGUAGGCAUUUGCAAAGCUGUAUCUAUGCUUUGGAGUCUGUAAAUGGUCACAAGAUGAUUGUAUUCCUCCACUGGCAUUUUAUUUAUAUCUUAAAGGGCAGGCAGUAACAAAAAUCAUUCAUGUCAAGCCUGUAAAUUGAAAGUUAAAAUCAUUUGCCAGCUGGAGUGUAGUGCAUUUUUGUUAUUUUAGGGGAAGUACAGUUUAUUCUUUUGUCUGGAAGAUGGUCAUUUAUGUUGACUGUCACAGGAUUAAAGCUGUGUGAGCAAGUAAACUGAUUUUCCUGGCACCAGAGCACUUAAAGUAAGUUUCUAUUCAAGGAAUUGCAGUGCACUAGUGGGUAUUGCCAUUUUUUGCCUCAUGGCGUGCAUUCUGUUAGAGGCCCGAUCUUGCAGCCACCAUGUGAAACACUUCAUUUAAUUAAUUCAGACUUCUUAUAAAUGUUGCUUCUGGUUUAUUCCAUAAAUUUAAUUGGCUGUAAUGUAGAUGCUAUUCUAUUGCAAGCCUGUCUUUCAAAAAAACAAAACUACAACAAAAAACACACCCAAGAUUUGUCAUAGUCAAGUGUUUUACCAGGCUGAUCUUCAUAACACAUGCUGGCUACCUACAGUUGCUUCUGACUUAAUCCUUUAAUUUUUACAUAUUUUCUGUAUCUAAUGAUCGGAUUCUGACAAUGUAAUAAAAUAAAGAACAUUAAAUUA